Molecule: messenger RNA, 2271 nt
Organism: Physcomitrium patens
Lineage: Eukaryota; Viridiplantae; Streptophyta; Bryopsida; Funariales; Funariaceae
Source: RefSeq, a predicted model, not a curated record
GCGGCAGAGUAGUUGAAGUACAUAGUGGUUUUUGUUGAGGAAGCUGGUGAGGGUGAGGUCCAGCAAGAUGGGCGUCGUCCAUGUUGUGCUGGUGGUGCCGGGUGCCACUGGCCAUGCGAUUCCGUUCAUGUAUCUUGCGACGAAACUAGCAUCGUUUGGUGUGAAGGUGACGAUGCUUGUUUAUGAGAAGUUCGAGUCGAUGUUCCAGACAUCGAUUAUGUACAAACAACAUAGGAAAGCCAUCCAGGAAAUGGAUAUACAGAUGGUGGGAGUGGAUGAUGGGAUAUACGACGGCACGCCUGGUACCUUUCCGGAGUCGGUGAAGGAAUCCUCCGAACUGAAGCUUGUUGACGCGUUUACUGGUGCAAUGUCCCGCUUGAUGUCGAGUACUUCUCCCCCCUGCUGUAUCUUGUCCGACAUGCUUGUUGGAUGGACACAAAUUUUGGCUGCAAAAUUCAACAUUCCCCGUCACAUUCUGCACAUACAAUCAACACUUGACUUGUCAGUCAUGCUUCAUGUUCCGACGCUACUAGCAGAGGGGCGGUUGCCGUUUACUGAAAAAAGCCGAAAUGAGCUUGUAAAAAUUCCAGGAAUGGAGGUGCCAUUGCACCCUUCAGAACUGCCAUCAGAUCUACACCCUGAAUUCUUGAACAUAAUCGAUUUCAGCUACGAAUUUUUUCUUCGGAUGUCGAGGAGAGCAAUCGAGGCACCAAUAGUUCUAGUCAACACACGUUCUGGGAGCUUGAAGAGGGAGUUUUGGCCGCCCUUGACGACCUUCACGCCAGUGACCCUCAGUGAACAAAUGCCCAAAGUGAUACCAGUAGGCCCCUUGCACCCAUCAGCUGAUUUGAUCCAGCGCGACUGGGAUGAGAUUUCAGAGGAACCCACCAUACAAUUCUUGAGCAAGCAACCACCAAGUUCCGUGAUUUACAUUGCGUUCGGUACUGGUGGGACGCUUAGCCGGGAGCAGGCAGAGGAACUCGCCUUGGGGUUAGAGGCCAGUGAGCAACCAUUCCUGUGGGUGGGGGGCCCAAACAGACUCAAUCCGUUGGCCGAAAAUCUAGACAAAAUUCUUCCCCAAGGAUUUGAGAACCGCGUCAAGGACAGGGGCAUGGUAGUGAGCACAUGGGUCCCGCAGCCAAGCAUACUCAGACACCCAUCCACAGGCGCGUUUCUGUCGCACACUGGCUGGACAUCGACACUAGAAGGGAUGGCUGCCGGGCUGCCGAUCCUGGCCUGGCCGCAACGUUUCGAGCAGUAUCUGAACAGCAGGUACCUGGUGGACGUGGCCAAGGUGGCGGCAGAGUUCCGGAAGGGCAGCGAUGGGCUGGUGACGAGAGACGAAGUGGAGAGAGUCGUGAGGCGCGUCAUGAAGCAAGACGAAGGCCGCGCGUUACAAUCCAACGCUCAUGCGAUGAAGGAAGCUGCACACAAGCGCGCCGCCUCUCCCCACGAGCUCCAAACUUUUCUCUCCUUGAUGACCCAGGCCGGGCUGCCUCAUUAGCCAGCGGCAGCAGCGCCCCCGCCUUGGGAAUGAAGCUUCAUCCCCGACUUCUUCAUUUACGACUUCAUCCACUUCCACAUUCAUCCACUCGUUCGUUCUCGCUAACUGUGCAGACAAUGCAUUUGUUCACACUUGUUAUCCUUUCAUUUCACCUGUGUGAACGCGCGGAGCCAAACCCCCGUUGAUUAUUAUAAAAUGUUAUCAAAUGCGGUUCUCGAAAUUUUGCUGUCGGAUUUCCCGUUUUGAUUGAAUUGUUAGGGGUUGAGAUGUUGCUCUGUCUCAACGUGACAGUAUUUUAUAGUAAACGUGUGUAAUGCAUUAAAAACAAUGUAAACAUUGAUGAAUAAGAUAAAUUUUGAGAAAAUCUUAACAAUGUGUAUUCUACAUUAUUUCUUUUGAAGAAAUAUUUAUACAAUUUUAGAACAUAGAAUUUUAUAAAAAAUUGACAAGCCUACAUUUGGUUGGAGCACCAAAAAAUACCAUUGGUUGGAGUAGUAGGGUGGUAAAACUAAGUUACAAGUUUAACUUAGUUAUUCCUAAGCUAUCCAGUUACUAGGAUCAAAGGAUUAGACAUGUCAGAUUGGGAUGGGUAGAGAUGGGAUGAGAUGGAUUGGACUAAAAUGGAACAAGUAAGGAUAGGGUGAAAUAAGCCAAGCUAGGAUGGGAAAAAUUGAGAUGGGAUAAGUUGAAAUAGGUUGUACUGAGAUGGUGAUAGCAACGAUAGCAGUGCAAAUAAUCUUGAUUUGCACUUAGCUAAUGCGGCGCCA